Messenger RNA from Saccharomyces kudriavzevii IFO 1802, 651 nucleotides. It is a transcript of the gene BUD21, whose product is annotated as Bud21p. Gene Ontology annotation, molecular function: snoRNA binding. Gene Ontology annotation, biological process: rRNA processing. The coding region runs from base 1 to 651 and encodes 216 amino acids. The transcript has a single exon. NCBI's taxonomy places the organism in Eukaryota, Fungi, Ascomycota, Saccharomycetes, Saccharomycetales, Saccharomycetaceae. The record is from RefSeq and is a predicted model, not a curated record.
AUGGGCAACGGACACGUUAAGUUUGGUGACGAUGAAAGAUCAGAAAACGCAGCUGCAAUCACUAAUAGGCAAGAUGAUGUGCUGGUAAUAUCAAAAGAAAAAAAAGAAGUACGUCUAGAGAGUGAAAGCGAUGAUGAUGAUGAUGAUGAUGAUGCUCCACAGGAAGAAGGGCUUCACUCUGGAAAAAGUGAAGUUGAGUCACAUAUUACUCAAAGGGAAGAAGCCAUAAGGUUUGAACAGUCACAAUUGAAGUCCAAGAGAAGGAAGCAAAAUGAAUUAUAUGCCAAGCAGAAAAAGGAAAUAAAUGAGGUGAGACCAGCUGAAGAGGCGAUCGCGGAGCUUCCUGAUGAGCUGCUGGAAAGUAUAGAUCAGAGGGAAGAAAGCGGCGCGCAAAAUACAUCUUCAAGGCACAUAAACUUUGACGAAUUCGAUGAUUCAGGUGAAGAAGAAGAGGUAUUGGCCAAGGCCAUAAAGGCGAAGAAAAGAAAGACAUUAAAGAAUUUGAGAAAGGAUUCGGUGAAAAGAGGAAAGUUUAAAAUUCAAUUAUUAUCCACAGCACAGGAUUCCAAAAUGUUGCCACCGAAGAAGGAAUCAUUGAUCAUAAAUUCAAGGGACCGUUGGUUGAAUAGGAAAACGUUACAUAAAAGGUAA